CUUCCGUGAAACGCGCCAUCUUUGUUUCUUCCUUGGCAGGAUUUGGUUACUUUUUCGCCCAUUCUGCCACAAACUUCUACAUCUUUUUCCAAAAGAAAUUAGAAUAUAAAUGGCCUUAUGAUUUUGAAACGUACUUUAGUUCGUUCUGGAGCUACUCGCUUUGUUGUUGAGGUCUUUUCAGUGAAGGCUUCCAAUGGCUGGCCGAGGAAGAUGUAUUGAUAUAAACAAAGCGACACCACAGGAGCUUGAGCAUUUAAAUGGUGUUGGUAGAACGAAGGCAGAGUCUAUUUGCGAAUAUCGUGAUGCAUUAGGAGGGUUUAGUGACAUAUUUGACUUGCAACAAGUCCCAGGGAUUGGCCCAUGUGUUGUUGAAAGCAAUAAAAAUGAACUGCUGUGUUCUGCAGCUAGACGAAACCUUACUACUAGAGAGACUAGAUCUUCAUCAUGUUCUAGCAAGAAAAGAGGCAGAGCUGAUUUCAAACCACGACGAGAACUUUUUCGAAAGAUGAUUAAAGUUCCAUUCAAAGCGAACACCAAGUUAUCACGUAAACACAAGCUUGCUGGCAAGCUUGAACCAACAGAGGGAACUCCAAGUCCUCCCAAGAAAUUAUGCACAGCUAACCAACUAAGUAGAACUGUGAGAGUUCUUCCUUUAAGGAAUUAUGGUAGAAUAAAAACAGACUUGAAUGUCGGCCAAUCAGGCGAAGGGAGAUGUAGAAGGACUUCUUUAUGUAGCCAGCCUCCAGCAGGGCUGAAGGAUUGGUUACAUGUGUUUCAGCAAUGGGGCACAGAAGAAAAGAGAUAUGCAUUAGAAGAAAUUAUAGACACUUGCGAGCCCACUCUAGUUAGACAUAUGAUGGGCACUAUUGAGCCGAGGUUCCAGAGGGACUUUAUUUCUCUGCUUCCAAGAGAGCUUGCACUUUACGUUCUAUCAUUCCUUGGACCUAAGGAUCUGCUUCAAGCUACUCAAACCUGCAAAUGUUGGCAAAUUCUUUGUGAUGAUAAUCUGCUAUGGAAACAGAAGUGUAAAGAAGCCAGAAUUGAUGAUGAACCUGCUUGUGUAAUCAAAUCUCCAAGGAAACGCACCAACAACAAAGAAUUGUCUCCCCAAACCUCAAAGCAUGUUCCAAGUCCCUUUAAGAAACUCUUUAUGAUUAAACAAAAAAUAUAUUGGAACUGGAGAUGUGGGGAAAUAAGACCAUCAAAGAUACUCAAGGGACAUGAUGACCAUGUUAUAACCUGCUUACAGUUUUCUGGUUCAAGAGUUGUAAGUGGUUCAGAUGAUGGCACGCUCAAGGUAUGGUCUGCGACAACAGGGAAAUGUCUGCGUACUCUCGUUGGCCACACAGGUGGUGUGUGGUCAUCUCAGUUGAGUGGGAACAUUAUAGUGAGUGGAUCAACUGACAGGACACUAAAAGUCUGGAAUGCCGACACAGGUUACUGUAUUCAUACUUUAUAUGGACACACAUCUACGGUACGGUGCAUGGAUAUGAGUGGUUCUGUAGUGGUCAGUGGGUCAAGGGAUGGUACACUUAGAGUUUGGGAUACUGAGAGUGGAAACUGUCUUCAUGUCCUUGUUGGGCACUUAGCAGCCGUAAGAUGUGUUAAAUACAAUGGUAGAAGAGUUGUAAGUGGAGCUUAUGACUUCUUAGUUAAAGUGUGGGACCCAGAAACUGAACAGUGCAUCCAUACAUUACAAGGCCACACCAACAGAGUCUACUCUCUUCAGUUUGAUGGUGUGUAUAUAGUCAGUGGGUCUCUAGACACGUCUAUCCGUGUCUGGCAUUCAGAAACAGGACAAUGCUUACACACUUUAGUAGGACACCAAUCACUAACCAGUGGUAUGGAGUUACGGAACAACACCUUGGUAUCCGGUAAUGCUGACUCAACAGUCAAGAUUUGGGACAUCACUACCGGCCAGUGCUUACAAACCUUAGCAGGGUCUAACAAGCACCAGAGUGCGGUCACAUGCCUGCAGUUCAGUAGUAAGUUUGUCAUCACUAGUUCCGAUGAUGGAACAGUUAAAAUUUGGGACUUACACACAGGAGAAUUUAUCAGAGACUUGGUCAAGUUAGAAAGUGGGGGUAGUGGUGGUGUAGUCUGGCGAGUUAAGUGUGACGAAAAGAAGCUAGUAUGUGCCGUGGGAAGUCGCAAUGGUACUGAGGAAACCAAACUUCUUGUGUUAGAUUUUGAUGUGCAUGAUUAAUAAGAAUCAUUCAAAAGUUUGCAGCAACCCAAAUUUGUUUGCAAAAAGUGGCAUUUGACUUCAGUGCUGAGUUCACACUGAUCCAAGACCUUUAAAGCAUCAGCUAAAUUGAAACUUGACCGGCCAAAUUUUUUAAUGUUUGGGUAAAAUUAUUUCAUAUUUUUGGUAGUAAAACUAUUCAUGUAACAAAUUUCAUUCAGUUAACUCAAUUACAAUUUUUUCUCUGGAUAAUGGUAAACUGACCGUACGAUGUGUCUUACCCAAGACAGUAUUCAAAACUACACUGGAAUAUCGAAAUUUAAACACCAAUGCCAUCUUUGCUAUACUGUAUUUCAUUGCCCUAGUGUAAUACUCCUUACAUACCCUCAAUAAUUGAAGAAUCAUUGUCGAGUUCAGAAACAUAGAACAUAGAAGCCGAGACCGAAAUGGCACAUGGGAAGUACGUUAAUUAGAUACAUGACAGGCGACCCAUGGYAUCAUCCACUGUUUUUAUGUGUUUAGCAUUCUUAACCGACUGCAUGGAUGGAGCAAAUGAAUAAAUUAUAAUAUAAUUAAGGUGGAAAACUAGUGAAAACUAGUGUAAACUGCGUCGGUGU
Messenger RNA from Actinia tenebrosa (Australian red waratah sea anemone), 2802 nucleotides. RefSeq names its product F-box/WD repeat-containing protein 7. Gene Ontology annotation, cellular component: cytoplasm; nucleus. Gene Ontology annotation, molecular function: ubiquitin binding. Gene Ontology annotation, biological process: ubiquitin recycling; proteasome-mediated ubiquitin-dependent protein catabolic process. Lineage: Eukaryota; Metazoa; Cnidaria; Anthozoa; Actiniaria; Actiniidae. The record is from RefSeq and is a predicted model, not a curated record.